Exophiala aquamarina CBS 119918 is the source of this 549-nucleotide messenger RNA. RefSeq lists its product as uncharacterized. The annotation marks the transcript as partial. NCBI's taxonomy places the organism in Eukaryota, Fungi, Ascomycota, Eurotiomycetes, Chaetothyriales, Herpotrichiellaceae. The transcript is spliced from 3 exons. The record is from RefSeq and is a predicted model, not a curated record.
AUCCUUCUUAAUACUUCGGUCGCUCGCUUUUCAAAUACCACAGAGCUGAUUCCAUGGCAGACACCGUGUUCCACCACCAGAUACAUCGACCAAAUCAUAAUCCUGACCAGUAGCCGUGCAAGUGAUCUAUAUACAUCCUUCUUCAGCCUAGAUUGUCAGAACUCCCGCUCCUCCCAAGAGUUUCGCGUACUGGUUCAAGGUCACAAACAUGCAGGUCAGAUACUUGACACGCUUGAAAUGGGAGUUUUCCAGGAGUUGCAGUGCGGAUACCUCCAAGUCCUCCAGAUGUUCGUCACCAAAAACAUGCAUGGUCGUCAGACACUUCUCGAAUCCUAUUCCUUCGCUUUCGAGUACGACCAUGGAACUCUCAGUAGCAUUCAGCUGAGUCCCAUUGAUCAUACUUUCGUCUUCGCGAACCCUCGUGUAAGCUUCAAGAGUGGCAUCCUAGCUGCCUUGCGAUUCCAUCUUGUUGUUGACACGGCACCAACAAGCAGAAAAUUUGGUAUUAACAUGGCUUACAACGAGAACCGUCCCACACUCUAUCAGCCU